Molecule: messenger RNA, 13650 nt
Organism: Coregonus sp. 'balchen'
Lineage: Eukaryota; Metazoa; Chordata; Actinopteri; Salmoniformes; Salmonidae
Source: the annotation of a GenBank genome assembly
AUGAUCGAUUUUAGGAAAAGGCCCAGAUGGUAUCCCUCCAUACCCAUCCUAGACCUGCCCAGCUCUCUCCCCUCCCUGCUGACUGGGCUCAGCUCUGCCCUGGCCCCUGACCUAGGCCUGGGGCUAGCACCCCCACUGAGGGAGAGGCUGUUGUUCCCCUCCUGUCUAGAAGGAUGGUGGUCCUCGUGAGCGCUUAGUCGUGAUUUAGCAGAUUAAGGGAGUCACACUUCCCUGGAUGACUUCCAUGUGCUUUAGCUGGCAGGCCUCGCUGCCCUGAGUGACUUGUCAGAAUGAGAGACACCCUGGCCUUAACCCUUGCCUGCCUGCCUGGCUGGCACUCACAGCAACAUGGGGAAACUGGGAUGUUUACAGGUUGUUCAUAUUCACUAUUUGAAAUAUGAUGUAAAUAGGCCUAACUUCUACUUCCUCUUGAUAGCUUUGGCCCUCUUAAAGGUCUUGUGAGGUUCUUUCAUCAAGGCUCGAUUUUUAAGAUGAUGGGACAUGAAUAAUCCGCAACUCACUCCUCUGUUUAUAACAUGUCAGGCCACCCAGGAGGGAGGCUGAGAGGGGGGGGGCGCUUGCCCAACCUCCCUCACCAGCCUCUGAAGCAAUUAACGGAUUACUCACUCCUGUGACCGUGUCCUGAAAUGAACCCCCUCUUUCUCUACCAAAAACUGACUCGACACUAGGCUUUAAACCACUUAAUACAAAAGGUCACGAUUUUAGCAUUACUGUGUAACUGUUAAUAGGGCUGGCACAAUUACCGUAUAACCGUGUAGCCAACGGUUAUGGAUGAAGACAGUCAUAAUUUGUGUGUGGAAGAAACAGCAGACUGGACAGCCGGUCAUUCGUAUGGUUGAGUCCGAUUCUGCUGUAACAUGAGCCUUGUUUACACCUUGCCAUCAAAUGUGGGCUUGGUGAUGUAAUCAAUAUGAUCCUAUUGCUAUCUGAUCAAGGUUUGUCGUGUCAACACAUGGUGUUAAAAUGUGUCCGCAUUGUGACGAGAUUUCCUGGUACUCUUUCAAAAUAAUAUGAAUGCAUUUCUUUUAAAAGUCCAAUGCACCAAUUUUUAUCUCAAUAUCAAAUCAUUUCUGGGUAACAUUAAGUACCUUACUGUGAUUGUUUUCAAUUAAAAUGUCCAAAAAUAAAUUUCACAAGCAGGAAUUUUGCUCUCUGUGAGUGGUUUGAGUGGGGAGGGGAAACCUACAUUUAGCUGUUAUUGGCAGAGAGGUUUGGAACUCUCUUUCUUAUUGGCAUAUAAACUAAUUCACCGCAUGGUGAUGUCACUAUGGAAGGCCUAAACUCCCUUCCACCAAAACAGGCUGAAAUGUCAGGUGCUCUUUUCAAACAUUCAAUCAGAAUGAGUUUUUCCCCACAAAAGGGAUUUAUGACAGACAGAAAUGCUCCUCAGUUUCAUCAGCUGUCUGGGUGGCUGGUCUCAGACGAUCCUGCAGGUGAAGAAGCUGGAUGUGGAGGUCCUGGGCUGGCGUGCUUACACGUGGUCUGCGGUUGUGAGGCCGGUUGGACGUACUGCCAAAUUCUCUAAAACAAAGUUGAAGGCUUAUGGUAGAGAAAUGAACAUUCAAUUCUCUGGCAACAUUCUUGCAGUCAGCAUACCAGUUGCACGCUCCCUCAAAACAUGAGACAUCUGUGGCAUUGUGUUGUGUGACAAAACUGCACAUUUUAGAGUGGCCUUGUAUUAUCCCCAGCACAAGGUGCACCUGUGUAAGAUCAUGCUGUUUAAUCAGCUUCUUGAUAUGCCACACCUAUCAGGUGGAUGGAUUAUCUUACGAAAGGAGAAAUGCUCACUAACAGGGAUGUUAUCAAAUUUGUGCACCAAAUCUGAGAGAAAUAAGCUUUUUGUGCGUCUGGAAAAUUUCAGGGAUCUUUUAUUUCAGCUCAUGAAACAUGGGACCAACACUUUACAUGUUGCGUUUAUAUUUUUGUUCAGUGUAGAACGCUUGUGGAUUUCUAUUAAAGAAGCAAAGUGGAAAUCGUUGUCACCAACAUCUUUUUACAUCUGACCAUACAGACGAGGUGAACGGCACGACAAGUGCUUGUGACUCCGUGGUCAAGCAACAACGACUGCUUGACCACGGAGUGACAAGGGGCAGGCCUUGGUGUGAGAAGUGCAUGGGGAGGAAAGGGAGAGAGACAACUGAAGUAACGGAGGAAACUAUAAAAAUUGACAUUACGCGCCAGUGGCAUACCACAUUUAACAAACCAAACAAUUGAAAUACCAUAAUAGAAGGUAAAGUAAAAACCUAAACCGGUCCGUGCAUGAAUAACGGUAGGCUAUAAAAUAAAAUACGGUAUUCUGCCCAGCCCUAUGGAGGAAUAGUAAAGCGUUUCCUUGUGUUUUUUCUUGCAGAGAGAAUGAGACCCGCCAUUGUUAGCCUCCCGCCUCUCUCCCUCAGCGGCAGGGAGUUUUUCCUGUUUUCCAGUAAUGAUAAUAGGGCUUGCAGGAAGAGGACGUCUGGGUGCCCAAAUAAUGAUCACUAUCGAUUGUCCUCAGAGACAAUGGGCUGCUGAAGAUGGACACCUUUCGGUUGCUAGGAGACAUGAACUGCCACCAUUGGCACGGUGAUAUGGUUGGAUCCACUGGGGGAAAGGCGGGAGGAGCAAAAAGGGCCCAGGGAUGUUGGGAUUGGAUCCCAGCACUCCAGAGAUGGGGAGAGCGAGAGAAUAGGGGAUAGAACGAAGGAGAGAGUGAUUGGCUAAGGUUAAUAAGGAAUAAUGAAGGACUUUUGUUGUUUCUCACACUGAUGAAGUUAGCGCCUGCCUGUGAUUGUUCUCAUUCACAAUCUCCUUCACACCACUCUCAUACAAACACAUGCAUGUUCCUCUCAGGUUUGUUUACCAUGUUUGACUGUACGCCUACACCUAAUAUGAUUUCCAAAGGGUUUUGAUUGGAAAUAAGACGGUGAGUAGGCCUCGCAAUCACUGGGCAUCCCAGGUUGCCUAUUACAGAGAUGCAUCUCUCAGCCUCACAGGGCUGUGGUGUCCUCGGGAUGCUGUGUGUUGUUCUGCAGGGCAGCACCAAUGAUUUAUAUAUACACUAGAUGACUGACAGGGAGUGUUGUUUUGAAGCCACUGCACCUCCAACUUGGCACUCCCCCACCAUUGUAAAAAAUAUUUUGGAAGGUAUAGAAAUGCAUUUGUUAAUGUCUACAUUUGUUUUUGCCACGUUUAUUCUAUUACAGACACUUUAAUGCAUACUUUUACAUUAUAUUAUGUGAGCUAAACAUACAAAUAUAUAUGUACAGUGAGGGAAAAAAGCAUUUGAUCCCCUGCUGAUUUUGUACGUUUGCCCACUGACAAAGACAUGAUCAGUCUAUAAUUUUAAUUGUAGGUUUAUUUGAACAGUGAGAGACAGAAUAACAACAAAAAAAUCCAGAAAAAUGCAUGUCAAAAAUGUUAAUGAGGGAAAUAAGUAUUUGACCCCUCUGCAAAACAUGACUUAGUACUUGGUGGCAACACCCUUGUUGGCAAUCACAGAGGUCAGAUGUUUCUUGUAGUUGGCCACCAGGUUUGCACACAUCUCAGGAGGGAUUUUGUCCCACUCCUCUUUGCAGAUCUUCUCCAAGUCAUUAAGGUUUCGAGGCUGACGUUUGGCAACUCGAACCUUCAGCUCCCUCCACAGAUUUUCUAUGGGAUUAAGGUCUGGAGACUGGCUAGACCACUCCAGGACCUUAAUGUGCUUCUUCUUGAGCCACUCCUUUGUUGCCUUGGCCGUGUGUUUUGGGUCAUUGUCAUGCUGGAAUACCCAUCCACGACCCAUUUUCAAUGCCCUGGCUGAGGGAAGGAGGUUCUCACCCAAGAUUUGACGGUACAUGGCCCCGUCCAUCGUCCCUUUGAUGCGGUGAAGUUGUCCUGUCCCCUUAGCAGAAAAACACCCCCAAAGCAUAAUGUUUCCACCUCCAUGUUUGACGGUGGGGAUGGUGUUCUUGGGGUCAUAGGCAGCAUUCCUCCUCCUCCAAACACGGCGAGUUGAGUUGAUGCCAAAGAGCUCCAUUUUGGUCUCAUCUGACCACAACACUUUCACCCAGUUCUCCUCUGAAUCAUUCAGAUGUUCAUUGGCAAACUUCAGACGGGCAUGUAUAUGUGCUUUCUUGAGCAGGAGGAACUUGCGGGCACUGCAGGAUUUCAGUCCUUCACGGCGUAGUGUGUUACCAAUUGUUUUCUAGGUGACUAUGGUCACAGCUGCCUUGAGAUCAUUGACAAGAUCCUCCCGUGUAGUUCUGGGCUGAUUCCUCACCGUUCUCAUGAUCAUUGCAACUCCACGAGGUGAGAUCUUGCAUGGAGCCCCAGGCCGAGGCAGAUUGACAGUUAUUUUGUGUUUCUUCCAUUUGAGAAUAAUCGCACCAACUGUUGUCACCUUCUCACCAAGCUGCUUGGCGAUGGUCUUGUAGCCCAUUCCAGCCUUGUGUAGGUCUACAAUCUUGUCCCUGACAUCCUUGGAGAGCUCUUUGGUCUAGGCCAUGGUGGAGAGUUUGGAAUCUGAUUGAUUGAUUGCUUCUGUGGACAGGUGUCUUUUAUACAGGUAACAAACUGAGAUUAGGAGCACUCCCUUUAAGAGUGUGCUCCUAAUCUCAGCUCGUUACCUGUAUAAAAGACACCUGGGAGCCAGAAAUCUUUCUGAUUGAGAGGGGGUCAAAUAAUUAUUUCCCUCAUUAAAAUGCAAAUCAAUUUAUAACAUUUUUGACAUGCCUUUUUCUGGAUUUUUUUGUUGUUAUUCUGUCUCUCACUGUUCAAAUAAACCUACCAUUAAAAUUAUAGACUGAUCAUUUCUUUGUCAGUGGGAAAACGUACAAAAUCAGCAGGGGAUCAAAUACUUUUUUCCCUCACUGUAUAUAAACAUUUUCAUGAAAGUAAAUUUUUUUGAAAGUUCUAAUGUUACUGUCCCCACUACAACGCCACAAUACUUAAAUACAUGUAAAUAGUUCCUUGAAACAUUUAAUUGAAAUACUGUAGAAUUCCAUUAAUUCCUAUGGGAAAACUGCACUGUAGGGGCAGGAGUUUUUCUGGACCAUAGAUAGCCUAUAACUUGGUCUGCAGUGCAGUUUUUCCUGGUCAGGUCCUGUGGUUAGGAAAACGACAUAAGUGUCAGAGCAGCCACACACACCAAACACUAUGAGAUUCGCGGCGACGUGGGGAGCAAGAAAAUACCCUCCAUCUGGCUAGAAACUCGUUGCAGGUUUUGAUAAUCAGUGUUUUUCUUACUUUUAAUCCUACAGUCGUGGUCAAAAGUUUUGAGAAUGACACAAAUAUUAAUUUUCACAAAGUCUGCUGCCUUAGUUUUUAUGAUGGCAAUUUGCAUAUACUCCAGAAUGUUAUGAAGAGUGAUCAGAUGAAUUGCAAUUAAUUGCAAAGUCCCUCUUUGCCAUGAAAAUGAACUUAAUCCCCAAAAAACAUUUCCACUGCAUUUCAGCCCUGCCACAAAAGGACCAGCUGACAUCAUGUCAGUGAUUCUCUCGUUAACACAGGUGAGAGUGUUGACGAGGACAAGGCUGGAGAUCACUCUGUCAUGUUGAUUGAGUUAGAAUAACAGACUGGAAGCUUUAAAAUUAGGGUGGUGCUUGAAAUCAUUGUUCUUCCUCUGUUAACCAUUGUUACCUGCAAGGAAACACGUGCCGUCAUCAUUGCUUUGCACAAAAAGGGCUUCACAGGCAAGGAUAUUGCUGCUAGUAAGAUUGCACCUAAAUCAACCAUUUAUCGGAUCAUCAAGAACUUCAAGGAGAGAGGUUCAAUUAUUGUGAAGAAGGCUUCAGGGCGCCCAAGAAAGUCCAGCAAGCGCCAGGACCGUCUCCUAAAGUUGAUUCAGCUGCGGGAUCGGGGCACCACCAGUGCAGAGCUUGCUCAGGAAUGGCAGCAGGCAGGUGUGAGUGCAUCUGCACGCACAGUGAGGCGAAUACUUUUGGAGGAUGGCCUGGUGUCAAGAAGGGCAGCAAGGAAGCCACUUCUCUCCAGGAAAAACAUCAGGGUUAGACUGAUAUUCUGCAAAAGGUACAGGGAUUGGACUGCUGAGGACUGGGGUAAAGUCAUUUUCUCUGAUGAAUCCCCUUUCCGAUUGUUUGGGGCAUCCGGAAAAAAUAUUGUCCGGAGAAGACAAGGUGAGCGCUACCAUCAGUCCUGUGUCAUGCCAACAGUAAAGCAUCCUGAGACCAUUCAUGUGUGGGGUUGCUUCUCAGCCAAGGAAGUGGGCUCACUCACAAUUUUGCCUAAGAACACAGCCAUGAACAAAGAAUGGUACCAACACAUCCUCCGAGAGCAACUUCUCCCAACCAUCCAAGAACAGUUUGGUGACGAACAAUGCCUUUUCCAGCAUGAUGGAGCACCUUGCCAUAAGGCAAAAGUGAUAACUAAGUGGCUCGGGGAACAAAACAUCGACAUUUUGGGUCCAUGGCCAGGAAACUCCCCAGAACUUAAUCCCAUUGAGAACUUGUGGUCAAUCCUCAAGAGGCGGGUGGACAAACAAAAACCCACAAACUCCAAGCAUUGAUUAUGCAAGAAUGGGCUGCCAUCAGUCAGGAUGUAGCCCAGAAGUUGUGGCCCAGAAGUUAAUUGACAGCAUGCCAGGGCGGAUUGCAGAGGUCUUGAAAAAGAAGGGUCAACACUGCAAAUAUUGACUCUGUGCAUAAACUUAAUGUAAUUGUCAAUAAAGCCUUUGACACUUAUGGAAUGCUUGUAAUUAUACUUCAGUAUACAAUAGUAACAUCUGACAAAAAUAUCUAAAAACACUGAAGCAGCAAACUUUGUGAAGACCAAUACUUGUGUCAUUCUCAAAACUUUUGACCACGACUGUACUCUGUUAUGUCACAGAUAAGUAUUUUUUAGCACCUUAUCUUUUUAAACCACAGAUCAUAGAAACACACUGUUUUCACAAAUGUAGACACUGGUAUUUUGCUGGAGAUAAUGAAUAUGAGGUUGAAAAGUGGCAGAAUUGCCCUUCUAAGUUGUGCUACCCUGUGAUUUGCAACAUGAUUGAUUUCAAUGCUUAAUAAUCAGAAGGCUGCUAUUUGAUUCAUCUGGCAUUUCAUUUUCUUUUUACUGGAACUAAGCAAAUAAGUGAUUGUCUGUCAUUGCUUUGUGAUAUUGGCUCAGUUGGAAGAACUGAAGAUAUGAAUAUUUACGGAGUGCCUUUGGAUAAGGAAUUUCUGUAUCCCAAUUUGCCCAGGCUAACAAUCCGGAUAUAUCUGCGUAUGUGCAGGAUUUUGUUUUACGUAGCCAAGUGCCCACUCCGCUGCCUACGUAGCUGCUGUGCUGAGUGUUCUGCUGCCGCUCCCCCCUACUUGAUCGCCUUUGUAUGGUCACUUGUGUAGCCUACAAAGUUCAUGUUGUACACAACUGUUCGAACUAUUGCAGUUAAGUGUGGAACUCUUUCUUAUUGGUCUAUUAACUGGCAAAUGAACUCGGCCAUUGUCAGACUUUGUACCGGUCCGGAUACACGCUCGGCUGCCUAUAACUUUCGGCUGCCCAGAGGUGGAACGAAGCAAGACACAGACACGCAGUCUAAUUAGAGAUUCAUAGUUUUUUUUCCAUCAUCAUUGAUUAGCCUACAUCACCACACACAACCCAGAUUGUUUUUCCUCAAUUGUAGGAACUGCGUCCUGCUUGUGCAACUGCAAUAUCCGAUACAACAGACAGACAGAGAAGGUUGUAGCCUUCAUAAUAUUUGUGUUUUGGAAUGUUCGUUCACAUCGCCUAAGCUAUAUGGAGUUGUUUAAAGGUCAUACCAAAGAUCGUUUAGCUAUUUGAUUUUGAAUUUUAAGACCCCUUGAAGUAUAAAAACAAAUACAUAAAAUAUUUGAAAUUAUUUUUGGUCUUACUGAAUAACAGAUUCUCUACAUGGAACAGUCUCCAUAUAUACUUCCAUUCAUUUUUUCAACUGGUACCGGGGGACCUUCAGACGAGUCUUGUGAGGCCUGUGGGCGUCGUAGAGCAAAACAUGUACAUGUUCGGGAGCGUCUCACCUUUGCACAGAGGGGUCAUAUUAGUGUGUAGCCCAAACGGUUUGGACGCUACAGACAGAAGUUGGCAGAUUGGCUGUACCGACUUUAGACGAGUCACCUGACACUUGUGGAGGUCGUAGAUCAAAAUGGAGAACACCAGUGUGUUCGUGAGAGUCAUCUUUCCAUAGAGGGGCGCUACAGCUGAUUAUGUGAGAAGACCGAUUUUCGGGAUGUCUCAUGGUCUGACAAACACCACUCUAGCUCUGUCACCUUUCACCGCAGAUGCGUAAGAGGGACAUAAGUAAAUUGCAGUUUUUCCAGAAUAGAGCAACACGUAUUGCACUUAGAUGUACACGGAGCCUGAAUGUCAGUAACAUGCAUGUCAACCUCUCCUGGCUCGAAGUUUAGGAGAGAUUUUCUGCAUCGCAAUUGGUCUUUGUGCGACGUGUUGAUGUGUUGAAGGUUUCCGAACUGUCUGUUCAAGCAGUUGGCACACAGUUCGAACACUCAUCGGUACAACAUAAGACAUGCAAUCAGAGGUCUCUUCACAGUCCCCAGGUCCUGAACAGAGGCUGGGAAACACACAGUAUUAAAUAGAGCCAUGACUACAUGGAAUGCUCUGCCACCCCAGGUAACUCAAGCUAACAAUAAAAACAGAUUCUAAAAACAGAUAAAAGAACACUUUAUGGCACAACUGGGUCUGUGAAGAGACAGCCAUUUGAUAUAUAUUUUUGUAUUGUAAUUUGCACUGUAUUAUGUAGGUCGUUGGCCUUGCACGAGCCUUGGCUUAUGGGAGCUGGAACAGCUCAUAUUGCAGGAGCCGUCACCUGUUUCUGAAGCGUGAGGCAGAGGCAGGAUAUUAUGUAGUGUUAUGUAUUUUAUUUGUUGUUUUGUUUCCUGCUUUGACCCCAGGAUGAGUAGCUGCUGCCUUGGCAGCAGCUAAUUGGGUAUCCCAAUAAAAUACUAAAUACUACUAUCUAAACUUGUACUAAUCAUGGUCGAAUUACCGUCCGGUGGGCCCCCAUGGAUUUUGGUAGUCACUCUGUCAGAUAUCAUAUAAAAAUUACCAACAUUUCUCUCCGCCCCAUGGCAGAGUUGCAAGACAUUAACUCUAAAACUUCCAAUUUCGCUUAGGGCCCCCAAAAGGCUAGAGCCAGUCUCUUACUGCAUGUGUGGGUAUGGAUGUGGGUACGCAGACCCUCGAGCCACUGCGGCCCCUGUGAUGAUUUCAAAUUUUUUGUGGCCUCCACCCCGUCAAAGUUGCCAAAACCUGGUUUAUGCUAUUGCUUCAAAACUGCAAUAGAGGUUUUAGGCAAUUAUACAGUAUUUGACUACACUAUGGUGAGAAAAACACGCUGACAUGCUACUGUGUAAAAACUGUAAUUAGAAUAUGAAUAAUUUGAAAUGAACCCCCUGUGUGUCUCUCUCUCUCCCCAGGUGAUGGAGUGUGCUGGGCAUUAGUAGGAGCUCUGUAGGACACAGCCAGCAUACGUACGUGAAGGUCAGGGGUCAUGUGUCAUCCUGCAGCCUGAUGCCCACCCUCCCGUCACCCUCACUGGCCAUGGACGGGGAGAACUACCUGCACCCAGAAGGGCCGCAGCUGGACAGCAGCAUGUUCGAAGUGGCCUCUUCCAAUAUGGAGGUACGUCGUAUGCACACACACACUACACAUGUUUGCACAUCCACCCAUUUGGUAAACACCAAAAGUUCCAGGAAAAUGUGCAACAUAAUAUGCUAAUAAUAGAAGGCUACAUAAUAUGCUAAUAUUAUUCCAGCAAAUGUGGCUCCAUAAUAGAGGCUAUAUUAUAGUAUGCAAAUAACAAUGUUAUUGUCAUCAACAAGUUCGUGUUAGCAUGCUCUUCAUUGUAAUCAGGGAGCUAAUAUAUGACUCCCGAGUGGCGCAAGGCACUGCAUCGCAGUACUAGCUGUGCCACUAGAGAUCCUGGUUCGAGUCCAGGCAAAGGUAUGCAUUCACUAACUGUAAGUCGCUCUGGAUAAGAGCGUCUGCUAAAUGACUAAAAUGUAAAUAUACAGUGCAUUCGGGAAGUAUUCAGACCCCUUCCCUUUUUCCAAAUGUUACGUUACAGCUUUAUUGUAAAAUUGAUUUAAAAAAGUAUUCCUCAUCAAUCUACACACAAUACCCCAUAAUGACAAAGUGAUAACACAUUUACAUGCGAAAUUGAGCUCAGGUGCAUCCUGUUUCCAUUGAUCAUCCUUGAGAUGUUUCUACAACUUGAUUGGAGUCCACCUGUUGUAAAUUCAAUUGAUUGGACAUGAUUUGGCACACACCUGUCUAUAUAAGGUCCCACAGUUGACAGUGCAUGUCAGAGCAAAAACCAAGCGAUGAGGUCGAAGGAAUUGUCCGUAGAGCUCCGAGACAGGAUUGUGUCAAAGCACAGAUCUGGGGAAGGGUACCAAAAACAUCUGCAGCAUUGAAGGUCCCCAUGAACACUGCGGCCUCCAUCAUUCUUAAAUGGAAGAGGUUUGUAACCACCAAGACUCUUCCUAGAGCUGGCCGCCCCGGCCAAACUGAGCAAACGGGGGAGAAGGGCCUUGGUCAGGGAGGUGACCCAGAACCCGAUGGUCACUCUGACAGAGCUCCAGAGUUCCUCUGUGGAAAUGGAAGAACCUUCCAGAAGGACAACCAUCUCGGCAGCAAUCCACCAAUCAGGCCUUUAUAUAGCUGUGCAGCGACACUCCCCAUCCAACCUGACAGAGCUUGAGAAGAGUGGAGACACUCCCCAAAUACAGGUGUGCCAAGCUUGUAGCGUCAUACCCAAGAAGACUCGAGGCUGUAAUCGUUGCCAAAGGUGCUUCAACAAAGUACUGAGUAAAGGGUCUGAAUUUAUAUACAGUACCAGUCAAACGUUUGGACUCGUUUGAACUCAUUCAAGGGUUUUUCUUUAUUUUUACUAUUUUCUACAGUGUAGAAUAAUAGUGAAGACAUCAAAACUAUGAAAAAACACAUAUGGAAUCAUGUAGUAACCAAAAAAGUGUUAAACAAAUCAAAAUAUAUUUUCUAUUUGAGAUUCUUCAAAGUAGCCACCCUUUGCCUUGAUGACAGCUUUGCACACUCUUGGCAUUCUCUCAACCAGCUUCUUGAGGAAUGCUUUUCCAACAGUCUUGAAGGAGUUCCCACAUAUGCUGAACACUUGUUGGCUGCUUUUCCUUCACUCUGCGGUCCAACUCAUCCCAAACCAUCUCAAUUGGGUUGAGGGCGGGUGAUUGUGGAGGCCAGGUCAUCUGAUACAGCACUCCAUCACUCUCCUUGGUCAAAUAGCCCUUACACAGCCUGGAGGUGUUUUUUGGGUCAUUGUCCUGUCGAAAAACAAAUGAUAGUUCCACUAAGUGCAAACCAGAUGGCAUGGCGUAUUGCUGCAGAAUGCUGUGGUAGCCAUGUUGGUUAAGUGUGCCUUGAAUUGUAAAUAAAUCCCUGACGGUGUCACCAGCAAAGCACCCCCACACCAUCACACCUCCUCCUACAUGCUUCACGGUGGGAACCACACAUGCGGAGAUCAUCCGUUCACCUACUCUGCGUCUCACAAAGACACGGUGGGUGGAACCAAACAUCUCAAAUUCGGACUCAUCAGACCAAAGGACAGAUCCCCACCAGUCUAAUGUCCAUUGCUCGUGUUUCUUGGCCCAAGUAAGUCUCUUCUUCUUAUUGGUGUCCUUUAGUAGUUGUUUCUUUGCUGAAAUUCGACCAUGAAGGCCUGGUUCAAACAGUCUCCUCUAAACAGUUGAUGUUGAGAUGUGUCUGAUACUUGAACUCAGUGAAGCAUUUAUUUGGGCUGCAAUCAUAGGUGCAGUUAACUCUAAUUAACUUAUCCUCUGCAGCAGAGGUAACUCUGGGUCUUCCUUUCCUGUGGCGUUCCUCAUGAGAGCCAGUUUCAUCGUAGCACUUGAUGGUUUUUGUGACUGCACUUGAAGAAACUUUCAAAGUUCUUGACAUUUUCCGUAUUGACUGACGUUCAUGUCUUAAAGUAAUGAUGGACUGUCGUUUUGUCUUUGCUUAUUUGAGCUGUUCUUGCCAUUAAUAUGGACUUGGUCUUUUACCAAAUAGGGCUAUCUUCUGUAUACCACCCCUACCUUGUCACUACACAACUGAUUGGCUCAAACGCAUUAAGAAGGAAAGAAAUUCACAAAUUAACUUUUUGAAACGCAUUACGUGACUACCUCAUGAAGCUGGUUGAGAGAAUGCCAAGCGUGUGCAAAGCUGUCAUCAAGGCAACUUUGAAGAAUCUCAAAUCUCAAAUAUAUUUUGAUUUGUUUAACACUUUUUUGGUUACUACAUGAUUCCAUAUGUUAUUUCAUAGUUUUGAUGUCUUCACUAUUAUUCUACAAUGUAGAAAACCCUUGAAUGAGUAGGUGUGUCCAAACUUUUAACUGGCACUGUAUUUUUUAAAUAAAUGUCUAAAAACUAGUUUUUGCUUUGUCAUUAUGGGGUAUUGUGUGUAGAUUGAUGAGGGAAAAAAACAAUAAUCAAUUUUAGAAUAAGGCUGUAACGUAACAAAAUGUGGAAAAAGUCAAGUGGUCUGAUUACUUUCCGAAUGCACUGUAAAUACUAUACAUGUCAAUCUCUCUUGGCUAUGAGUUGAGGAGAGACUUGACUGCAUCACUUAUUUUUAUAAGAAACAUUUAAUGUGUUGAAUUCCAAAUUGUUUGCAUAGUCAACAUACACACAGCUCUGACACACACACUUACCCCACCAGACAUGCCACCAGGGGACUUUUCACAGUCCCCAAAUCCAGAAGAAAUUCAAGAAAGGGUACAGUAUUAUAUAGAGACAUAAUUACAUGGAACCCUUCCAUCUCAUAUUGCUCAAAUGAACAGCAAACCUGGCUUUAAAAAAAAGAUAGAGCAGCACCUCACGGCACAACGCCUCUCCCCUAUUUGACCUAGAUAUUGAUAUGUAGGCUAUUUGUGCCGUUUUUACAUUUAUGUAGUUCUGUCCUUGAGCUGUUCUUGUCAAUUCAUGUUCAGUAUUAUGUAAUGUUUCAUGUUUUCUGUGGAACCCAGGAAGAGAAUGGGGAUCCUAAUAAAAUACAAAAUACUGUCAUGGUGGUUUAGGACACUUUUAACCAGAAACUGGAACACAAAAAAUGGCUGUCAUGCGUUAGACUGUUUGACAUUUGGGUUGGGACAGUGACGUCUUUGUGGUGACAGUUAUCUCGACUGAUGCAGGGCCUGAUACUGGUUCAGGUAUUAACUAGUGCAAGGCAUCAUCUGUGUCUCCCUUUAGGAGACGCUGGCACUAUCUAGUUUCUCAGACUCAGAGGAACAAAGACAUGGUAAAUGGUUUGCCCAAUAGCACUCUGGUUGUUUUCUUGAUGGCACUCUGUGAAAUGCACUGGUGAAAAUAAAAGCACUUGUGCACUAUAUUCACAAAUGUAAUUUUUGGGAAAAGGGUACACCUUAAACUAAUCUUUUAGGUUGUCACAAAGGUUUAUCUUCAUGAAUGCAGAUAACUUUUAUAUGAUUCCUGACCAAGUAAUUUGACAAUAUAAAUGCAAAGCGUUUAUGACCCUAUGAUAUCCAGUCUCAUAUAGUGUUGUGUUUGAGUCUUCUUAGGCAUGGUUAACUAAUGAACCUUUUAUCUUCUCUGUUUCAGAGUUCUAUGUAUCCCUCUGCUUCCUGGGGAUCAUUCUCACAGCAGUCUGAAGGAUACAGCGCACACUGCCCUAUGCAAUCUGGAAAC